GGAUCAUUAGAUAUGAAAGAUUUGGAUAUAUUUACCAACUUAAGGGAACUAGAUAUGAGCUAUAAUCAAUUUAAAGACGUUGUGAUCCACAAAGAUGAAGCACAAUUGAGGCUAACAAAGUUGCAGAAACUUGAUUUGAGUUUUAAUCACUUUCGGGACAACACGUUUUCGUUCCUUGAGGGACUUUCAAACCUAGAAUCCUUGGUUAUGAACGGCAACAAUUUGCAAGGUUCAAUAGAUAUUAAAGGAUUGAGAAAUUUGACAAACUUGAAGUACUUGGAUUUAAGUUGGAAUCAAAUAGAAAGCCUUCAAUCCUACAAUGAUGCUGGUACAAAACUGAAGCAGUUUGCCCAUUUAGAAGAGCUUCGUUUAGAUGGAAAUCUCUUCAACAACAGUGCAUUUGCAUCCCUAAAAGUGUUUUCAAAUCUGAAGAAUUUGAGCAUAAGCUACAAUCUGUUAAAAGGAUCAUUAGAUAUGAAAGGUAAAGGCAUCUUUUUUCUGUCAAAAUUCUUCCAAGUCUGUUAACAAAACUAUUAAUAACGUUCUGAUCAAUGGAGUUUAUCUCUUAUUUUUCUUUUCUCAGAUUUGGAUAUAUUUACCAACUUAAGGGAACUACAUAUGAGCGGUAAUCAGUUUAAAGACAUUGUGAUCCACAAAGAAAUUAAGGGAUUGAAAAAGUUAAAAGUUGUUUCUCUCGAUAAUGCUUUCACCGAUGGAAGUAUUUCGCUGCUGAACUUGGUCGAGGCUUUUU
Hibiscus syriacus is the source of this 751-nucleotide messenger RNA. Its product is annotated as receptor-like protein 15. Gene Ontology annotation, molecular function: protein binding. Bases 13 to 525 code for a protein of 170 amino acids. Lineage: Eukaryota; Viridiplantae; Streptophyta; Magnoliopsida; Malvales; Malvaceae. The record is from RefSeq and is a predicted model, not a curated record. The transcript is spliced from 6 exons.